UGCAAUGUGGGCCAUAAUGUAAUUAGUUAACAACUUUAGUGAAUUUUUAUUAAUUAGUCGAUUUUUGAUCUAAAUUUUUUUGUGCAAGUAUUGUCCACCACUUCAAGUAGACCGGCUCACGAACUAGGAUUGAGCUAUCUGCCACAGGUAACCUUUAAAGAUUUUUGAAAGUGUUCGCUGAAACACCCUGUAUAUGCUAAUUGUGCAGGUUGCGAAAUUUAUAUUACAUACUUGAAGCAGAGAGAGGAAUUUUCCACAAACCAGUGGAAGCGGGGAUGGCACGUGUAUAAAAAAGGGCUUUGGUAGCACAUGUUCACUGUACUAAUUUAGUUGCUUUGAUCAGAAACUAUUUGACAAAUUAGUUUAAUAGUUCAAAAGUACAUUGCUGAAUUUUGCAAAUGAAGACAUCUUGUUUGCUGCUUUGCUUGAAAAGCAUGGCUUCUAUAUAACUUUCUUAAAAGUGCCAUAAAGCUUUUAGAACUGUUAAACUGUUAUAAAGCUAGAUCUCAUUUACGUUACGGUACCAUAUGUACACAAGUUGCUGUGCUCAGGCUAAACACAAAGUGAUUUUUCCGAGGAAUGCAUAUAUGACUCUACAUGUGCGUCAAAUAAAAGCCCACGUCGUCAGAAUGUGUCCAUGGGAUCCUCUCUAAACACACACACACACAUACUGACACACACAUAUUGACUGCCUGUAGGAGCUUAUUAAUACACAUCAUUGAGUGACGUCACUGAAUUGCGUUAUACGGGCCGUUUCUCUCUUCUUUUUUUUUUUUUUGUUCUACUGUCAGCGCGCAAAUACACGCACGCACUACACACCUGUGGUCGGCGAUGAAUUUACAGGCCUAGAAAGUCAAUCCCUCUCGCGUCAAAUUUUGGCCGAGGUAUUCAAAAAUGAGAUGACUCGCAUGCGGUCGAAUAACGUGCCGAAAUCCAUUCGCUCAGGCAAAUUACGUUCAACACUAUAAACUAAAGACAAAGGACGGAGAUGGCGUGCGUGUAUUUGGCCUCAUAUUGUUGUAACAACUUAAAUCUCGCGCAGAGCUGAUCAACCACGCAUGUCACAUUUCACAGCGUUUAGGGAACAAAUACAAGAUCGCACAUCAUCAGGCUCAGCGUGAGGUAUAUUUUAUAAGCGAAGCCCGUCCGUUCCGCGCGUUCAUUGACGCGAUAUAUGGUGACGUGACGCAAAUUAACUUUACCUUCUGUGGGCGAUAUAAUAUGCAUGGCAAGAUAUAUCGGCGCAGAAAAGGGGGCCUACGGUGAACUAUAUUAUCGUAUUCCGUUCCGCACAAGCCAGCGGGCCACAUUAAAGAAAGAAAAGAAAUGAGAGCUGAGAAAGACACAUGCAGACACCACCAUACGCGGACCGAGACACGAUAGACACCACAUCGUUUGGCAAGGUUAGGUUUAGCUAUGGCCCCGGACCAAAUUAUCUUUUUCGGAGAGCACGGCAGUGGAGUUCGCGGGAGCUGGUACCAGCUGCAGGUAUACGUCGGUUCACAUGUCUCGCACUGUUAAUUAGAGCGCAGCAGGCGCAGCGUGUAUAAAUCGCUUCCCGGCCGUGCCGCACGUACGCGAUUAUCGCUAGACUUCUGUUGAGGAAGGCCUGCUGCUUCCGUAGCAUGUUACACGGGCGUCAACACUUGUGGUGCACUGGCUCAACAACGUCGACGGGCCCUUUUUUUUUCUCCUUCUUUCCUCUCCUUUCGUUCCAUAGCGUAGCUGAAGAGCAGAGGCACAACGGCACACACAGCAAGCAGACAACGCAAUCAACAAAAACAUAACGGGUUUCUUGCCUACCCUCGAAGCGGCGUGCUACAAAAUUAUUUUCAUGACGCAACAUAAACCGGUCGCUUGACGCAGUUACAUUAUCAGUGCACAUUGUUUAAAAAGAAAGUGUCGAUCGCGAGCAUACCAUUCAUGUGAUUGGUCCGCGUUUUUUGGUGCACUAAAAUCCUGGGUUGAGAAUGUCUUCCUGUUUUGUCGUAAUGGCGGACAAUGAUCCGUUUUGAGAGUGUAUUCGAAAAAGAAAAUCGCAGUCGUCUUGUAAAGAGUUACGAUGCUUCGUCUGGAGGAGCAGUAGUAAGAAAAAAAAUAAUUUCACCAUGACUAACUCGCACGGAGUGGUACAGGUAAGCCAGUCCCUUCGCUGUCCCGAUCAUAUGACAUGAAUUGGAGGUUACCCGCUUCUGCUCUGGUUGGCAACCACUUUAGGCCUAAAGAGCGCGGUGCUCACGUAUUCCUGACUUGGGCGCCAAUGUUAACAGCCCCGAGCGUCGGCAAGUGGCCCAGAAACGUCGCGGCGAGUUCUGGCUUGCACCGUAUAGACGGGUGGAAAUGCUGAACGUCUCACCUGGAUACCACCUGACGUAAAUGGUGCUCCGUGCAACGACGGGUCAUCAGUAUCGGUGGCCGGAGGCCCGGGGCAAAGCGUGAGCCCCGGCCCAGCGGCAUGAUGAAUGGCGAGGGCCCCAGCGUGCCCAUCACUACGCUCGCCGGCAUCCAGAGCAUCACUGAGCUGCUCUUGGAGUUGCCCCUGCCGUCUGCUCUGCCUGGAGCAGGCCCAGCUCGAUCGCUGCUGCCAGCUGCUCAGGCUGAGGAAGCCCGACGGGCACUGGCCAGUGAUGCUCGUCUCCUGCCCCCUCUGGUGGACGCCUUGGCCCAAGUCAGCGCCGACCAUGUGGAACUCAAGGAUGGCGGGGAUGGUGCCUUGCCACCCCAGGGCUGCUCCCCACUGUUGCAACUGCUGGUGGCACGAGGACUGUUCAAGGGGCCACCGCCCUGGCAGCAGCAGCAGCCGGGCUACAGCCCUGCUCAGCUGUGCUCACCUGCCGAAGGUCUGGAUGGGAGCCCAGGCUUCUUCCCGCCCACCCCGUUCACACCGCACCCGCCACUGCAUGACCACUCAGUGGCUGGCAUCCUGGAUGGGACACCUUUCUCGCCCCAAGUGCCCAAGCAGCCACCAAGCCAAAACUUCUACUCCAACGGAAACUGUGUGACCCCGUGUGACAAGCGGACAGAGUCUCCUGUGGUGCACACCACGGUGCAGCAGCAGCAGCCGCAGCAGCCGCCACCGCCGCCGCCGCCGCAGCAGUGCCCUGUGCCGCCAGUGCCAGUGUGCCCUGUGCCCGUGCCAUGUGCUGGUGGUAGUGGCAGUGCUAGUGCUGGUGGUAGUGUGGGAGUGCAAAAUGCCGUGCCACCCUCGCCUGUGUGUCCACCUGUGGAACGUGCAAACAGUGUUCCUGUUGUGAGCCCACCCGGACAUGAGGUUUCUAAGGAGCCUCCGAAAGAGUGUGUGGUCAACAAUGUUGAAAGUAGUAGACCCAAAGCUACCCGAAGGUCAGCGCAAGCUUCACCGGCCAAGCAGAGUGUGCAGGAAGCCACACCAAAGACUGCACAUGCAUCAAACAGAAGCAAGGUUGUGAGAAACUCUGUGCGUGAGAACAGCCGAAUUCAGUCAUCUGAUGAUGAUGAUGACGGUUCACAUGUAGUGGCUCGAAAGCGACCUGCACGGAAGCAGAGGGAGAGCAUUGAUGGCAAGACAGGGAAAGGAAAUGAUCGACGCAAUUGCCACCGACCAUUGCCAACUAAGGAGACGUCGAGCAUGGACAUGUACGCCAGUUCUUUGAGUGAGCGAGUGAAGAACAGGCGCAGGACCCACCAAAAGGCCAAGUAUGCCGAGUCUCCAGUGCAGUCGCACCACAGUGAGAGUGAGCACUCUGCAUUUGAACCUGACGAAGAGCCAAGUCGAGUUGCUCCACAACCCCAGCCUGUUCGGGAAAAACCGAAGGUAAAGCCCAAGAAGAUCAGAAAGGAACCUGUCCCCGCACCACUUUCUGCAGAGGAGCUAAUGGAGAGCAAUACGUAUCAACGCUUCUCACGCACUGUUGAAGCCAUCUUUGACUCCAUGGAAGAUCUCGACUUGACUCAAGAGUUGGAUGAUGAGGUUGAAUGCCCUCCAGAAGCACUAGUGUCCGCUUCAUCUUUGCGUCAGCUGUGCAAUGAAGCGGCCAAGCUAAAAAUUUUGCAAGCUACAAACCAAGUGCCACCAGAGCGUCUUGUCCGCUUGCUUUCUAUACUGGAACGGAAUGUAGUGGAUGGUGCUAAGCUCUGUCCUGUGGACCAGGACCAGGAAGAAGAGGAUGACGAAGGCCGCCUUUAUGCUGAGCUGACCAUGGAACGCAUUACACGAUCUGCAGAUGCUUCCUUAACUGCCCUGUACAUAAUGACUUCAGCCAGCAUGCCUAAGCGGGUCUUUUUGGAGGAUUUGAUCGAGCGCAUUGUCGUCUUUGCUAAGUUUCAAAUUCAAAACACCAUCUACCCAUUGUUCGACCCAGUUUACAGGGUGGACACUCGUGGAAAGGAAGGCUGCAAUGCGAGGCAGAAGCGGGCCCAUGCUGCCCAGAAAGUGAAAGAUCGCUCCGUGGUCCAGCUUUACAACAAGCUUCAUGAAUUGGUGGGGUUGCUCGCAGAACUGUUGGGCUUGCAGACGUUGACCGACACAUUGAUCCUCCAGGUGUCCACAUUGGGUGUUGGUCCAUUUUUCGUUGAAGGUGUCAGUGAGCUUCAGCUGCAUGCGCUGCGCUUGGUAACCACAAUUUUCGCUCAUUAUGAGAAGCACCGGCAGCUCAUUUUAGAGGACAUCUUGGCUUCCAUCGCACGCCUGCCCACAAGCAAGCGAAGCUUGCGCAACUAUCGCCUAAACUCUGAAGAGUACAUACAGAUGCUGACAGCCCUUGUUCUUCAGCUGAUCCACAGUGUUGUCAGACUUCCAGAAGGAUCUCCUGUGCCAAGAGACUUGGCAGAAUCCAGUAAAGACAAAACAGCAGAGGGGAAAGACAAAACAACAGCAGUAGAUGCAGAUGUCUUGAUUGUAACGUCUUAUGACGCAGCUGUCCACACUGCUGCCAAUUUUCUGUCUGUGUUUCUACGUAAAUGUGGCACAAAAAAUGAGGAUAUGGACUAUAGGCCAGUGUUUGAGAAUUUUGUCCAGGACCUGUUGACCACAGUCAACAAGCCUGAGUGGCCUGCAUCAGAGCUGAUCUUAAGCCUUCUGGGGCGACUGCUUGUUCAGAACUUCAGCAACAAAUCGCUGGACAUGUCGCUGCGUGUAGCCUCACUUGAUUACCUCGGAGUGGUUGCUGCUCGACUGCGUAAAGAUGCUGUGAACAGCCAGAUAAAGAAGGAAACUGUGAAGGACAUUCUCCGUCAGAUUGAGGAGGAUGAGGAAGAGGAUUUGCCUCUGACAAGCCUUUCCAAAGGUGCACGGCCAAUGGAUGAGACUCAGCUGUUGCAGAGGGCGCUCCUUCACUACCUUGAUGCCAACCUUGACAGUGACCCGUCACUGCAGUUCUCAAGACGCUUCUAUGUGGCACAGUGGUAUAGGGAUGCUAUGGCUGAGGCUAAAGCUGAGAAGAAUCAUGGUGAUGAAGAAAAAGAAAGCACUAAGUCGCCAAGCAAAGCCAAUAGCCGUACAAGCAGAGGCAAGGCAAGCAGGCGAAAUUGUGAGCCAGAGGAUGAUGAUGAAGAAGAUGAAAAGAAGCCCACCGUGCGAAAUGAAGAGCAGCAAGCCAAGCUUGUUGCCAUAGUGGAAGAGCGGAAAAAGUUUCUUCUGCACUUGGCAAAGCCUCAGGACUCUGGUAGUGGCCUAAAAUCUGAGCAAGGCACAUUGGACUAUGCCACUGCAGAGCUAAUCUCGCGUUUUUUGGCAUCCCGACGGCCGUUCUCGCAGAGUUUUGAUGUGUACCUUACUCAGAUUCUGCGAGUACUCAGUGAAUCCGCAGUUGCUGUGCGUACCAAAGCCAUGAAGUGUCUCACACUUGUGGUUGAGGCAGAUCCAUCGAUUCUGGGCCGGCCAGACAUGCGUCAAGGGGUGCAUGGGCGCCUCCUUGAUCAUUCAACAAGUGUCCGUGAAGCAGCUGUGGACUUGGUUGGGAAGUUCAUCCUGGUACGACCAGAGCUGACGCACAAGUACUAUGACAUGCUAACAGAACGGAUUUUAGACACAGGUGUAAGUGUGCGUAAACGAGUCAUCAAAAUCCUCAAGGAUGUGUGCCUUGAACAGCCAGAGUUUGAGAAAAUUCCAGAAAUAUGUGUGAAGAUCAUUGGUCGUGUCAAUGACGAGGAGGGCAUCAAGAAACUAGUUGGAGAAGUGUUCCAGAGCAUGUGGUUUACACCUCAGAAUAGUGAAGAGAGGCUUCUACAAAAGGUGCGCCAUAUCACUCAUGUUGUAGUUGCUUGUCGCGAGAUGGGACUUGACUUGUUUGAACAACUGCUCAGUGGCCUCCUGAAGGACCGCGAAGAUGGGCAACGCCGAGGUGUAUUGGAGUCGUGCCGGCAGAUUGUGGACUGCCUGGUGGAACGGCUACUACGACUUGAAGAGGGUGCUGAAUCGUCACAGCACUUGGUAGCCUGUCUUGGUACCUUAUAUUUGUUCAGCCGCAUUCAACCGCAGCUCCUAGUGCGCCAUGCACACACCAUCCAGCCAUACCUAAGUAUGCGUGUAUCAGGGCCACAGGACUAUCAAGUGCUGCAGCAUGUCACUCGUUGUCUCGAGCUGGUGGUGCCUCUGAUGGAGCACCCAAGCGAAUCAUUUCUAGCACAGAUUGAAGAAGACCUGGCCAAACAGCUUAUUCGCAAUGCCAUGGCCAUCCUUCCAGCCAGUGUAAGCUGCCUCAGUGCGGUAGUGAACCGUGUGACACACAACUACCCAUUGGUGCGUGAUAUGUUUCACAAGUUUUUUAUGCUGUUGUGUUUGGUGCGGCGGCAGCAUCGGGCCGGUCGCAACUACUGUCGCCCGAGUCUCCAACGUUGUGUCUACACACUGGGCCUGCUGUGCCGGCACUUUGACUUUGAACACUUAGAGCCUGCACCAGAUAGCACUGCAGAGUCUGUCACUGCUGAAGAUGCUGACCAGCCUCUAAAGCAUAGGGUCUUCGCAGCCAUGAUGUACUUCACAGAACAUGAAGAUGAGGAUAUUCGGCAGCGUGCACUGACAGGCAUUGGCUUCAUGCUUGUGCGCCAGUAUGAUUUGAUGCUAGGGCCCGAAAUCAAGGAGCUGUACAAGCACCUGCUGGCCAGUCCCCUGGCAUCAGCGGCAGCAAGGGUGCAAGUGCUCAAGAACCUGACAGCUUAUCUGAUGGAAGAAGAAGCCAAGAUGAUUCGUAGAGAUGCAGAGUGGAGCAAGCUAUCCAAAGGGGAGAACUUGAAGGAGAUGGGUGAUGUGUCCUCUGGAAUGGCCAGCACAGUUGUGCAGGUCUACCUUAAGGAUAUCCUGGCAGCAGCUGCUCACCCGGACCAGGUCGUCCGUCGUGCUGCAUUGCAAGUGUUGCAGCUCGUGUUGGGGCAGGGCCUAGUGCAUCCUGUGCAGAUGGUCCCACACCUUGCCUGCCUCGGCUCCGAUGAUGAUAAGCUGCUGCGUACCAAGGCCGACCAGUUGCUGCAAGACUUGGAGAAGAAAUACCCGGGCUUCGUUCAGAUGAAAGCCCUGGCAGGCAUGCGCCUCUCGUUUGAAAUGCACCGAACUUCCCAGCUGGGCUCUCUCGUACGUGGGUACCGAUGCCCAGAUGCCCCUGUCAGCCGCAACGGCUUCCUCUACUCCGUGCUUCGAUCAACCAGGCAGAGCAGACGUGCCUUCUUGCUGGCUCUGCUUAAGCUCUUUGAUGAACAAGCAAGGGUGCCUCUGGCAGAGCUGCUUUAUGUGGCUGACAAUAUUGUGUACUUCCCAUAUCAAGUGCAGGAUGAGCCACUGUUUGUCAUGCAUCACAUUGAUGUCUUGCUGUCCGUGUCAGGCUCUAACCUGUUGCAAAGCUUUCGUGAAGCAUUGUUGCCUCGUGAGGGAGCCACUCGGACAGAAGAUGAAGACGAGGAAGAUGAUGACCUGGAUGCUCUCAUAGCAAGGCUGCCAAGAGAUUUGGAACCACUCCAGGAAAGCAUGCAAGCAGCACAAGGCUGCAUCUUGCUUCUCUUUGUAAAGCAAACUCUAAAGGAUACGUAUGGUUUUACAGACAGCCGCAUUCAGCAGUAUUCUCCCAACGAAGCUGCCAAAACGUACGAGAAGGCCCUCAACCGGCGUUCGGGGGUUCGGUUCAAUCCAGAGCCGACGGUGCAGUUUUUGAAAUCUGGGGACGAAGAACAGACCACUGGAAAAGAGCUCUGCCGCCGCUACCUCGAUUUCAAGCAGCUGAUGCUGACCAUCGACCCAGACGACGACGAUGAUGACCAGGAUGCGGGACAGCCCCGACCUGCAGCAGCUGUUGCAGCCACUGCACCCUCUUCAACCACAGAAAACGGUGCUGCUCCAAAUGCUGCUAGCACCACAACGGCUACGGCCACCCCCACCACGACAGCGCUGCCCACAGUCGCCGUGGCCACUUCAGUGCCACGGCAACGGUUGUCAACGGCUGCCGUGACCCAUCGUGGCCGGCCUUCAGGUCGGACUUCUAAAGGUGCUGCUGCAGUGAGUGACAAGGCAAAGAAAAAGCCUCGCAAAAAGCGGAAGCGGGUUAUCUGCUCCGACGGGUCGAGUGACAAUGAGGACAGUGAUCCGUCUUUCUGUGGUGAUUGACUGUGUGCACGUGGUGGCUGUACCGGACUGGUAUACGUGCUUUUGUAAAAUGGGGCCUUGUACAGUUUUUGGGAAGGGUCGUGAAGUCUAUUUUGUAGGGUGCAAACAAUGGCAGAGGCGGGAGACUAAAAAGACAAUUGCUCUCGUCAUUCUCUCCGGUGCAUUGUUUUUCUCCGCGGGACCAUCACCACAUGCCGCGAUCUCUCCUCUCAUCUGCGUCCUUGCCUCGGGUGGUGUCUGCAGCAGUCGGUCUUGCUCUCCUAACUUAUUUAUUGUAGACAGUCAUUUCAAGUUUUACUUUCAUGUGGCGUCUGGCUGUUGAGCCCUCACAGGCCAAGUUGCUUGCACACUCUCACCUCCUGAUCUGUACAUUGGCAACUCAUCCUCCACUGUCAUCUGCAAAGGCGACCGUGUACAUAGGACGUGUGUGUCUCCCUUGCUUCCUUAAUUCGCGUCCCACAUUCUUUUGUAGAGCAUCAAAAGCUAACAUGUUUGCAAACAAAAUAUCAUGUACAGGUUUAUGAAGGUGAUGAAAGCAACCAUCUUUUCAGCAGUUCACCUAGUUCAUUUCUUGUCUCACAUUCAGUUCAGUAUUGAAAAAGCUGUUCUAACUACUGCUAAGGAGCUUGUUAUAAAUAUUUCUAAAAUGAAACGCCCACACUGGCUUCAACAAAAUGCAGACAACUGGAGUUUCUUUAAGGUAAUUGAGACUGCAGCUUUCCUUGUUUUUUCCCAUUUAAAAGAAAGUUGACUUAUUUAUAUUUUUUUUCUAUGUAUAUGACUUCAUGUCUACCAUUAAAAAGGCACUAUUUGACAUA
This is a messenger RNA of Dermacentor albipictus, 9387 nucleotides long. It is a transcript of the gene Nipped-B, whose product is annotated as Nipped-B cohesin loading factor. The record is from RefSeq and is a predicted model, not a curated record. Gene Ontology annotation, molecular function: chromatin binding. Lineage: Eukaryota; Metazoa; Arthropoda; Arachnida; Ixodida; Ixodidae. Gene Ontology annotation, cellular component: Scc2-Scc4 cohesin loading complex. Gene Ontology annotation, biological process: regulation of gene expression; establishment of protein localization to chromatin; replication-born double-strand break repair via sister chromatid exchange.